UUAUUUAACAAUAAUGAAUGUAUUGAAAAAUUUGUUUGUAAUAAUGCGCAAUAAGUAUUAUUUCAUGGAAUGAGUUCCUCUUCUAUUUCGGUAUCUCUUUGCGUUAUUCGCGUCGAGAUUGUUGACGAAAAUUCUGAAGAAACGAAUGGAGCAAUGGCUGCGAAGAUGAGAGGUCGCAGAGAACCAACAAGGAUAAAUAUGGAGAAUUGCACAAACCUUACAGAGAAAUCAGACUUAACGCUUCCUUCUCAAGGAACUAGUACGUCUGGAUCUACUUCUAGGGCUAAUUCUGAGGAAACUACUUAUGAUAACUCAGAGAUGGCUGGUGCAAGUGCUUGUGCGUGUGACCAAAUAAAUUUCAUUUCUGGAAAUCCAUUUGUUGAAGUGACGAAGGGAAUUAUACAUUUAUAUAAAGAGAAUAAAUUGACUGACAUACGUCAAGCAGCAGAACGCACACAAACUAUUUGUAUCCUAGCAGUCCCAGCUACAAUGACUUGUCAUGAUCUUCUAAGAUUUACAGCACCUUGUCAUCAAGAUAUACGUCAUUUUAGGAUACUCAGAGACGGUAGCCCUAAUCAAUACAUGGCUUUAAUUACCUUCAAAUCAGCAAAUGCUGCAACAGAAUUUUAUGGUUCCUUUAAUGGUACACCAUAUAAUUCCUUUGAACCAGAUGUUAUCUGUCACAUGGUAUUUGUGUAUAGUGUAGAAGUGACAUACAAUGCUAUGCCUCUGUCUGGACAUACAGAACUACCACUUUGUCCAGUUUGUUUAGAGAGAAUGGAUGAGAGUGUAGAUGGAAUUCUAACAAUUUUAUGUAAUCACACGUUUCAUGCAAGUUGUUUAGCCAAAUGGGGAGAUACUUCUUGCCCUGUGUGCAGAUAUGCUCAAACACCUGAAUCUCUUGCAGACAGCUAUUGUAUGGAAUGUAAUAGCACCGAAAGUAAUGAUGCCCUAUGGAUAUGUUUAAUAUGUGGACACAUAGGUUGUUCGCGAUAUCAUCAAGGACACGCGUUUCAGCAUUAUCGUGAAACACAACACUGUUAUGCUAUGCAACUGGGAAAUAACAGAGUUUGGGAUUACGUAGGAGAUAAUUUUGUUCAUCGAUUAUUACAAAACAAAGAUGGAAAAAUGGUCGAAGGUGGCCCCACGGCAACUAAGGCUGAAGGGGCUGCAAUGGAAGAAAAAGUAGAUUCUGUACAAUUGGAGUUCACUUAUCUUUUAACCUCACAAUUAGAAACUCAAAGGCAAUAUUUCGAAGAGAGACUUUCUCGGUUAGAGCAACAUUCUGUUGUACAAACUACAGAACUUCGAGACAAGUUGAGUCAAGUAGCAGAAGAAAAUUCCAAAGUUAAGGAAGGGUUAGCAACGUUACAUCGUGAAAAACAAAGUGUAGAGAAACGGCUGCAACAAGUUACUAAUAAAUUGGUACAAGUUCAAGCUGAAUUAACUGAAGAGAAAGAGCUAAGAAAAGCAUUAGAAUUAAAUCAGGUGUCUUGGCAAGAUAAAUAUAAAACGCUGCAAAAUGAAAUGACUGAAUAUAAGAACGGUAAACAGGCAGAAGUCACAGAUUUAAAGGAACAGGUGCAGGAUUUAAUGUUCUAUAUUGAUGCUCAAAAGAAAGUAGAAAGCUCGGAAUUAAGGGAAGAAAUAGCAUCUGGUCGUAUAAUGAUUCCAGAAACUUCCGGCACAAUUAAAAAGAAUACUAGACCUAAAUCUCGCAAAAAACACUGAUGUUAGUACUUAAUAUUAUACAUAGCAAUUAAAAUUUAGGUCUUAUAUAAAAAUCAUUGAUUUGUAUCUUUCGUAAUUGAAACUGUAUUAUAAUUAAAACAUUUUUCAAGUCGGUUUAAACCACUCACCGCGUAAAAUUUAAAAGUUAAUUCACUGGUUUCAAUAAUUUAAAAAAGGUAUAUAGGAAAGAAACAAAACUAGCAACAUAAAAGACCAAAAUUUAUAAUUCAGAAAGUAACUUUUUAUAGUAAAAGGUCUAGAAUGUUCUUUUAUUUUAUGAAAGUAUGCGAAGACAAUUGUUUAAGAUUCGCUGUUUUUAAAAAUGAAAAAGAUAUGCGAAAGAACACGUAUUUUAAAUAUGAAUUAAUGUCUAGUAUAUAUGCAUAUGUGGGAAAUUUCGAACUUUUUUUUUAUACUGAAAAAAUAAAUGAAGUGAGCAUAGAGUUGUGUUUAUUAUUUUCCGUAAAACUGAUAUUUCAAAAAUGAAGAUACGAUUUAACUUAAACUUGUAUUAAUAGUUACUAUGUAAUAGUGUUAAACAAAAAAUUUACAAUUCUUAUGUAAAAAGAAUCUGUUAUACUUUCUAUAACGAGUGUGUGCUUCAAACAAAUAUGAUCUCAUAAGUAUUGACUCUUAAAAUAAUUAUAUAAAUAUUUGAAGAAAGUUAGUGCAAUAAUUGGAAAGUAUUUAGUGAGCUGUUAAUUGAAUGACCAUGUGAUACAUACAUACAUAUAUAUGUAUAUAUGUACAAUAUAUAUGUAUAUAUAUAUAUAAAUGUGUAUUUGAACUUGAAUAAAUUUCUUUACUUACAAAGAAAAACGUAUUUUCACCUAUCUACUUUGUAUAAUGCAAGACAGUUUGUUAAUUCUUUAGCCAUAUUCCAAAUUAGCAGCACGUUUACCUUAUAAAUACAUAUAUUGAAAUUCUUUAACGACUUCAUUGUGAAUGCAACUCCUUUCAUAUUGGAGCAACUCGGAAUGCACUUCAAAACUUUGUAAAAACCUUGGCUCAUUUGUACAUACUUUCAUGCCCCUG
Nomia melanderi (Alkali bee) is the source of this 2766-nucleotide messenger RNA. Its product is annotated as BRCA1-associated protein. The record is from RefSeq and is a predicted model, not a curated record. Gene Ontology annotation, cellular component: cytoplasm. Gene Ontology annotation, molecular function: ubiquitin protein ligase activity; nucleic acid binding; zinc ion binding. NCBI's taxonomy places the organism in Eukaryota, Metazoa, Arthropoda, Insecta, Hymenoptera, Halictidae. Gene Ontology annotation, biological process: Ras protein signal transduction; protein ubiquitination.